This is a messenger RNA of Schistocerca gregaria, 854 nucleotides long. Its product is annotated as ras-like protein rasS. Gene Ontology annotation, molecular function: GDP binding; GTP binding; GTPase activity. NCBI's taxonomy places the organism in Eukaryota, Metazoa, Arthropoda, Insecta, Orthoptera, Acrididae. Gene Ontology annotation, biological process: Ras protein signal transduction. The transcript has 5 exons. Gene Ontology annotation, cellular component: plasma membrane. Bases 119 to 709 code for a protein of 196 amino acids. The record is from RefSeq and is a predicted model, not a curated record.
GUUUUUUCCUUUUUUUUUUAAUUGCUGCUUCAUACGCACACUUUUUUUGUUUGACGAGUUCUAAGAACCGGGGCAGUGGCAUACGUCCGUGGCCUGAGAAUUGAAGUUUGUUAGCACCAUGUUUAAUGUCUACAAGCUUGUUUUGGUGGGCGUCGGAGGGGUUGGCAAAAGCUGUCUGACGAUUCAGUAUAUUUCCUCGAAGUUUGUUGACGAUUACGACCCGACGUUAGAGGACAGCUACAGGAAGCAGGUAACAAUACAGAACGAGGAGUGUAUAUUAGAUAUCUUUGAUACAGCUGGACAAGAGGACUUUUCCGCCGUUAGAGACCAGUAUAUGCGUACGGGCGAUGGUUUUUUGUGUGUCUAUACGAUUACGCUCAAGUCAUCCUUUCAGGAGACGGUGUCUCUCCACGACCACAUUCUGCGCGUCAAGGACUCCGAGGAAGUGCCAUUCGUUUUGAUAGGGAAUAAGUGCGAUUUGGAGGAGGACCGAGAUGUAAGCUACAAGGAGGGGCAGCAGCUGUCGAAGGAGUUGAAGUGUCCUUUUUUGGAGGCCUCGGCGAAGACGAGAUACAACGUGGUCGAGGCGUUCGAGACAUUGGUGUACGAAAUCAAGCGUUUUCGAAGUCGACUCUCCCUCAGUGCCGACACAGAAGAGGGAAAAGACAAAAAGGUUCGCGGGAAGCGCCGCGUAUGUAUUUUGGUGUGAUGGAGAUACGAUUUUGCGUCGGAAAAACGGAACGGGGGCGAGGGUUCGGCAGGACGUGCCGCAUCAAGAGCGCGCAGUCGGCCAGAAAAAAAAAGCCCGUGAACAUGUAAGAAGGUAUAUAUUAUACACUUAUGCAUAUACAUUA